This is a messenger RNA of Gorilla gorilla gorilla (western lowland gorilla), 4430 nucleotides long. RefSeq names its product junction plakoglobin (gene JUP). Lineage: Eukaryota; Metazoa; Chordata; Mammalia; Primates; Hominidae. The transcript has 14 exons. Gene Ontology annotation, molecular function: cadherin binding. The coding region runs from base 1007 to 3295 and encodes 762 amino acids. The record is from RefSeq and is a predicted model, not a curated record. Gene Ontology annotation, biological process: cell adhesion.
GCGGGGGGCUCCUCCUGAAAUAGCUACACUUUCGAAUGCCUGGGAAGCAGCUGUGCACAUCUGGCGGCCCGAGCCUGUCGUCUGGGGUCUGCCAUCUGAGGUUGCGGGACUGCUUCUGUUUAAUCAGCCUGAAACUCUGAGUCACUAGGGAUUGCAGGAGGAGAGGAAGGAGGCAGCUGGGAGCUGGCCUGGCCCCUGCCUCUGCCUGUUCUGGGUGUGCUCACGGCUGCCUGCCAUAAAAGGCUGGGAGACCUGCAGGACCAUUCGUCAUCCUCCUGGAGGGCCAGGGCGGCACUGGGGCAGUCACAGGGAAGACUUAUCCUUGGUGAUCUUUGUUCCUGGGGUGGGGCCAGGUUGCCCCAGCCACCCCACCCUCACCUGGUCCCCAUCACAGUGAGACAACCCGGGUGCUGCCUGGCUUCAUGGGUGGACCAGCCUGAGUUCUGCUUACUCACUGAGGCUGCGCCGGGAUGUGCAAAGACUACAGACCUUGGUGCCCUCACACCUGGUCCCAGUCCCAGCUCUGCCAUUUCUAACCUCAGUUUCUGCAUCUGUACGCGGGGGAACAGUGCAUGGGCUUUGAAACCCGCCCAUGAGCAUGACGGUGUCUGUGAAAGGUCUGGCUCGUAGUAGGCCCUCAUGGGAUCACGGCGUCCAUUCUCCCCGCAGCCUCUGACCUCUGCAGGUCAGUUCCCAGGACAGUGGAGCCAAACACAGACCAAGCGGGAAGUUCACCUCCCUGGUACAAAGUACGGCCCUGCUACUCAUUAACCUUCAGGGGCGCCUAAACCUCUGCAGAGAGAGAGAGGGGUUCCUGACGGCAGUGACCACCCACAGGCCUGCCCCACCCCAGAUCCCUAGCCUGGGCUCGAGGAGACCAGGAGGUGAGGAAGCACUUCUGGAGGAGAGGCAGUGCUGAUGAUAAUGGCCGUGGCCUCUGAGCACCUGCUAUGCACCAGGUCCUUGCAACCACCUCUGAGGGAGGUGGCGUGACCCCGCUUUACAGAUGAGGACACUGAGGUUCUGUGGGGAGAGGAACUGCCCCAGUAUAGCCACGAUGGAGGUGAUGAACCUGAUGGAACAGCCUAUCAAGGUGACUGAGUGGCAGCAGACAUACACCUACGACUCGGGUAUCCACUCGGGCGCCAACACCUGCGUGCCCUCUGUCAGCAGCAAGGGCAUCAUGGAGGAGGAUGAGGCCUGCGGGCGCCAGUACACGCUCAAGAAAACCACCACUUACACCCAGGGGGUGCCCCCCAGCCAAGGUGACCUGGAGUACCAGAUGUCCACAACAGCCAGGGCCAAACGGGUGCGGGAGGCCAUGUGCCCUGGUGUGUCAGGCGAGGACAGCUCGCUCCUGCUGGCCACCCAGGUGGAGGGGCAGGCCACCAACCUGCAGCGACUGGCCGAGCCGUCCCAACUGCUCAAGUCGGCCAUUGUGCAUCUCAUCAACUACCAGGACGAUGCCGAGCUGGCCACUCGCGCCCUGCCCGAGCUCACCAAACUGCUCAACGACGAGGACCCGGUGGUGGUGACCAAGGCGGCCAUGAUUGUGAACCAGCUGUCGAAGAAGGAGGCGUCUCGGCGGGCCCUGAUGGGCUCGCCCCAGCUGGUGGCCGCUGUCGUGCGUACCAUGCAGAAUACCAGCGACCUGGACACAGCCCGCUGCACCACCAGCAUCCUGCACAACCUCUCCCACCACCGGGAGGGGCUGCUUGCCAUCUUCAAGUCGGGUGGCAUCCCUGCUCUGGUCCGCAUGCUCAGCUCCCCUGUGGAGUCGGUCCUGUUCUAUGCCAUCACCACGCUGCACAACCUGCUCCUGUACCAGGAGGGCGCCAAGAUGGCCGUGCGCCUGGCCGAUGGGCUGCAAAAGAUGGUGCCCCUGCUCAACAAGAACAACCCCAAGUUCCUGGCCAUCACCACCGACUGCCUGCAGCUCCUGGCCUACGGCAACCAGGAGAGCAAGCUGAUCAUCCUGGCCAAUGGUGGGCCCCAGGCCCUCGUGCAGAUCAUGCGUAACUACAGUUAUGAAAAGCUGCUCUGGACCACCAGUCGUGUGCUCAAGGUGCUAUCCGUGUGUCCCAGCAAUAAGCCUGCCAUUGUGGAGGCUGGUGGGAUGCAGGCCCUGGGCAAGCACCUGACCAGCAACAGCCCCCGCCUGGUGCAGAACUGCCUGUGGACCCUGCGCAACCUCUCAGAUGUGGCCACCAAGCAGGAGGGCCUGGAGAGUGUGCUGAAGAUUCUGGUGAACCAGCUGAGUGUGGACGACGUCAACGUCCUCACCUGUGCCACGGGCACACUCUCCAACCUGACAUGCAACAACAGCAAGAACAAGACGCUGGUGACACAGAACAGCGGUGUGGAGGCUCUCAUCCAUGCCAUCCUGCGUGCUGGUGACAAGGACGACAUCACGGAGCCUGCCGUCUGCGCUCUGCGCCACCUCACUAGCCGCCACCCUGAGGCCGAGAUGGCCCAGAACUCUGUGCGUCUCAACUAUGGCAUCCCAGCCAUCGUGAAGCUGCUCAACCAGCCCAACCAGUGGCCACUGGUCAAGGCAACCAUCGGCUUGAUCAGGAAUCUGGCCCUGUGCCCAGCCAACCAUGCCCCACUGCAGGAGGCAGCGGUCAUCCCCCGCCUCGUCCAACUGCUGGUGAAGGCCCACCAGGAUGCCCAGCGCCAUGUAGCUGCAGGCACACAGCAGCCCUACACGGAUGGUGUGAGGAUGGAGGAGAUUGUGGAGGGCUGCACCGGAGCACUGCACAUCCUCGCCCGGGACCCCAUGAACCGCAUGGAGAUCUUCCGGCUCAACACCAUUCCCCUGUUUGUGCAGCUCCUGUACUCGUCGGUGGAGAACAUCCAGCGCGUGGCUGCCGGGGUGCUGUGUGAGCUGGCCCAGGACAAGGAGGCGGCCGACGCCAUUGAUGCAGAGGGGGCCUCGGCCCCACUCAUGGAGUUGCUGCACUCCCGCAACGAGGGCACUGCCACCUACGCUGCUGCCGUCCUGUUCCGCAUCUCCGAGGACAAGAACCCAGACUACCGGAAGCGCGUGUCCGUGGAGCUCACAAACUCCCUCUUCAAGCAUGACCCGGCUGCCUGGGAGGCUGCCCAGAGCAUGAUUCCCAUCAAUGAGCCCUAUGGAGAUGACAUGGAUGCCACCUACCGCCCCAUGUACUCCAGCGAUGUGCCCCUUGACCCGCUGGAGAUGCACAUGGACAUGGACGGAGACUACCCCAUCGACACCUACAGCGACGGCCUCAGGCCCCCGUACCCCACUGCAGACCACAUGCUGGCCUAGGCGGCCUGGCCCCAGUACGGCCCCCUCUUUGCAGGCUUUUCCUCCUCUCUAGAACCUCCUUCUGUUGGAGGCCCUCCCAUCUCCCCGCUGAAACCUGCGCUCCUUUUUUGGGGGGAUCCUUUGCUGCUGAGCUUCCCCAAGCACGGUGUGCCCUGGCCUGCCUUCUUCUUGUGUCUUUGGUGGGGAUGGGGAGGCCUAUUCCUGCUGGCCCCUUCUGGGGGUGGUGGGCAGGUGACACGGAGUGGCUUGAGCUUCUGGGGAUGCAGGCCCACCGAGCCCCUGACCCCUGUCUGUCCCCGCUCCCCUAACAGGUGCGGUUCCUCAUCUGAGAGGCUCUCCGUGCAGGCGAUGGGGCAAGACAGAAAAGUGCCUGAGCUGGGGAAGCCGGGGUGUAACUUCCUGCUGCACCCUGCGCCUCCAGAGGUCCUCCGUAGGGUCUUUCUUGGGAUAGUGUUCUGCUCCUGCUUUUUUGUCCUGGGCAUGGGUCCAGGGCCUGACUCCCCCUCCCCGCCCCUGUGGCCCUGGCCACUAAAGCUUCAGACUCAAGUACCCAUUCUGUUUUCCGCCAGCAACGCCCCUCCAAACCUCCAGCCUCCCUGUCUCCAGCUGCCUGGGCCCGGAAGGGCUUUGGUUCCUUCUCUGGGUCUGAUUUUCUCACUGAACUCCACCGACCAACUGCCCUAAGCCCCCAGGGCCUCCAGGGCCCAGGUUCAAGACCCAAACCCCCAAAAUCCAAACCUUCUCUUGAAAAGUUCAGGGACCGUCCAGGGGAGAUGGGGAGGAGAUAUGGAGUGAGUCACCCGCUCCAGAAGACGCCAGCUUCUCUCUCCAGGGUGCUUAGUUGGCUUUGCCCACCCCUCACUCCCCAGGGAGCUCUGGGGACAGCUUCCUCACACCCCUGUCCCACCCACACAGCUGCCCUAGCUGACCCCGAGAAGUGCUCUUGGCUGACCCCUCUGGUGUGUGGUGAGGGGCUUUCUCUUCCCCUUCCUGUUUCAGACCCCCCCAUUUCCCGCACAUGGUGUGGGGGGCCGGGGGAGGUCCAAGCAGAGUGUUUUAUUAUUAUCGCUUUAUGUUUUUGGUUAUUGGUUUUUUUGUAUAGACCAAAGCAAAGAAAAUAAAAAUAACACAGAUG